AUGGUCAUCAUGGAUGAGGUAGAUGUGUUACUGCACCCGCUCAAGAGCGAGCUCAACUUUCCCAUCGGGUUCCGGGACCCCAUCGACCUGUCCGGGCACCGCUGGAACUUGCCCAUUCACAUCAUCGAAGGUCUUUUUGCCGAGCAGAAGUCAGACGAUGGCGACACGGUGGAAGCAGACAUGGCGUCGGAUCCGCAGCAUCCUGGGCACCAGAUCCUUCAGCGUCUGCAGCAGGCCUUGCGUCACGGGUUCCAGUGUCGCGCCCUGCAGCGCACGCCCCACGCGGUACUGCUGGACAACAACUUCUACCAGAAGACCCUAAAGCUGCCCUUUGCGCAGUGGGUGCUGCUGUGGCUGAAGAAGAACUUUGUGGGCAAGUGUACAGUGGCGGAGGAGGUCCUGUUGGAGGUCUUGACUUGCGAGCAGCACUUGGGCUACAAGGAGGUUCUGGAGGCGGGAUUGACGCCCUUCUCGCUGAAGCUGCUUCUGCUCGCCAGCAGCUGGCUGCGGGCGGUGUUGCCUCACGUGCUCUCCAAGAUCGACCGGGUAUCCUAUGGCCUGCUCCGGCAGCAGCAGCUGCAGGAAGCUGACGAGAAGACGCCCUUUUCGCGUCUCGUCAUGGCGGUGCCCUUCGUGGGCAAGGACGUGCCCAGCCGGAGCAGUGAGUUUGCGCACCCGGAUGUGGCCAUCGGCUUGACCAUCCUGGCGUACAGAUACGAGGGCCUACGCUUGAGAGAUACCCGGAGUAUCGUGGCGCAGCUGAAGCAGGACUGCUCACGGCAGAUGGGCCCCCGUGACACCCGGCCUGCGCACCUCCUCUUCGAGUCGUGGGUUCGGGAGCCGAUUCGAUCAGCGCCUGGGAGCCCUCGACACAAGAUGCGGCGCCUGGACUGUCAGAACAUUCUGCCGCUGUCCCUCUUUCAGCCAACAGAUCCGAAGCAGAUGGGGCGCUUGCACCAGCAGGUGCAGUCGUCCAGUUGCGUGGCGCACUUCUGGCUGCGUCAGCACGUCUUUCCCGUGACCAUGAACUUCCACCCGGUGAAGAUCAGCGCCGCGGGUCACGAGCUGGGCAGCGCCCUGCUCUUCGGGUACCGCCUGGGCUUCAGCGGCACGCCCAGCAACCUGCUGCCGGAGGACCUUGGCGAAUGCUUCUACGAGCCAGGCAGUGAUGGCCAAGUGACGGCGGUGCUCACCGACCCUGCAGUGACCACGGCAGAGGUGUGUCCAGCGGACUGGAGCCCUGGUCAGCUCUUGGAGCGGGUGGCUUCUGGGGCGUUCCAUGCGCUCAUCGACACAGGUGCGCUCAUCACCAACAUGGACAAUGAGCAGGUGGCUCGAGAGCUGUUGGCGAAGCUGCCGGCGGCGAGCUUCGACGGGGUGGUCUUCUUGGACCAGAGCGACCGCAAGAUGAUCCUCGUGAGGAGCUCCGCGGGCUUCCGGGCGGUGUCGCUGGUGACCAGCGGGGUGGUGCCGGAGCGGCGCUUCGCCUUCUUCGACCAGGUGCAUACCACGGGCAUGGACAUCUUAACGGCGCCGUGCGCCAAAGCGGUGCUCACGGUGGGCAAGGACAUGAACUUCCGGGAUUACGCCCAGGGCGCCUUCCGCAUGAGAAAGGUUGGCAAAGGCCAAACCAUCCAUCUCUGCGUCAUUCCGGAGGUGCAGGUGCGGAUCGGGGAAGACCUGGCGGAGAAGUGCCGCAACCAGCUCAUCUUGGACGUGCCAUCCUGGCUGCUGCUGAACUCAUGCCGCUCGGAGUCCUUGCAGUCUCUCAAGCUGCUGUCCCAAGAGCUGAGCAACGGCUGGCGGAAGCAGGCGCUGCAGCACCUCUGCGCGGACUGCUCGGCCAACGGCAAGAUGCCCACCGCCGAGCGCAUGCGCCGCUUUGAGGGGCCCCAGGCGGCGGCGCUGAAAGCUUGCCUGGGGCCGUUCCAGGAUCGCAUCAGCUUCGCAGUGGACGACAAGAUCCUGCCUCCCAGGUCGUACCGCGAAGUCCUGCAGGAUCAAUGCGACGAGCAUGUGCAGUUCUGUUCCUCGGAGCGGGACAGAAAGCGUCAGCACGACCUUCUGGAGCGCAUCGAACGGGAAUCCAAGGUGUCGGAGGCUCAGGAGAUGCAGCAAGGCUUCACUGCGGAGGUGGUGCAUGAGCAAGAGGCGGAGCAGCAGCAGGAGCAGGAGGAGGAACAGGAAGAAGAGCAGGAGAGCGCUUUCACGCGAGAUGACGAGCAGCCGAACCCUUGGGCUUCCAAGAUCCUCAUGGAGCCGCCAGAGGAGCCAACGAGUCAGGGCUGUCAGGGCUCGCAAGACCGGCCCUUCUACCGGCUCCGGUCCUUCCGGGCACGGCCGGAGCAGCCGCUGCUGCCGGUGGACAGCAGCCUGUGGUUGAGUGACAACUUCUUCCGACCGAGCUGGGUGGGCCUCGGGGAGCGGCGGCUGAAGACCUGCCACGUGGUCCUGGAGUGGCACCCGGAGCUCUGCCAGGAUCGCCAGAAGCGAGGGCUCCAGCUGCGGAUGCGGCGAUUCUUUGUAGAGGAGGCCGCAGCAGGCGGUACCCCCACAGAGGCGGCUAUGAGAGCGCUGGCGCGCGCCAAGGAUAGCCUCCAGAAUGAUCCCCUUUCAGAGGCAGAGAUGGCAGGUGACCCAUCAGAGGCGUCCAAUGCUCCGCGCUACGUGGUGGUGGUCACGCUCGCCGAGGCGGAGACGCUGCGGUUCCAGCUGCGGCACUCCUUGGCGCGCGCGGGCCUGGCGCUGCGGGGCUGCCAGGGCCGCCUGCUGGAGGCUUCGGCCGGCUUCGUCCCCAGCGAGCAGCUGAGCUCACGGCUGGCGCUGGUGCGGCUCUUCAACUCCGAGAUGUUCUUCGAGGACAAAGAGCUCGCGCUGCUGGAGGCGGAGCUGCGGGAGGUGCCGCUACACCUCCGGCAAACCUGGUUCGAGGAGCUGCUGCGGCUGCGGCGCCAACGCGCCCGCCUGCUGUGGCUGGACACUCCGGUGGCCAAGCUCUUUACGCCCCAGGAGCAGUGGAAGGAUCUCCGUUCCCGGUGCCUCUUGGAAUCCAUGCGCCGCGCGCUGCUCAGCUUCCGCGGAGCUCUGGAGGACCUAGAGGCCUUGCUGCAGCCCCACAGCCCCGAUGCCCUGCGUGGGCGCCUGCUGCGGAUCGCCAACUUUUCGGCCAGCGAUGUCCAGGACGCGGUGAACCUGCUGCCGGUGGGCGCGGACGGCUUGAUCGCAGCCCACACCUUGGACGAGGCGUUGCAGGCUUCCGCGGCGCUCGGCGCGCAGCGGGAGAAGCGGGGCCUUCAGGCCGCGAAGCGGGCGCAGGCCGAUGCGGAGCAGCUUGAACGUGCGCAGCGUGUGUGGAGUUGCCAGAACUGCAGCUUCAUGAACAGCGCUCUCAGCAGCACUUGUGCCAUUUGCGACUUCGGGUGGACUGGGCAGAGGGAGUGCCCCUCCGACAAAUGGGCCUGCACCGCCUCCACAGGAGGCUGCACCUUCUUCAACCCCAAGUCCCUCUUCUACUGCGAGGUCUGCGGCCGAGGGCGCCCGGAUUUGGCCAGCAUGGCAUUCUGA
Molecule: messenger RNA, 3564 nt
Organism: Effrenium voratum
Lineage: Eukaryota; Dinophyceae; Suessiales; Symbiodiniaceae
Source: the annotation of a GenBank genome assembly